Molecule: messenger RNA, 486 nt
Organism: Gaeumannomyces tritici R3-111a-1
Lineage: Eukaryota; Fungi; Ascomycota; Sordariomycetes; Magnaporthales; Magnaporthaceae
Exons: 2
Coding region: 1-486 (161 amino acids)
Source: RefSeq, a predicted model, not a curated record
AUGCUCACGUCGACUGAGGGUACAACGGCUAUGCUAUCGAGGCCUGGAGCGUGGAUUGCCGUGCUGGGUCAGGAGGAUGCAGGCGACCGGGGCCUGGCGGGUACCAAUUCGGGGCACCACAGACAUUCUACCGUGCUCCCAUGUCGCCCCCGCCAUAACCGCAGCCAGGAGACUAUCACGCUUCCACGCACCAAAGCUACUACAAUCCUCCCAUGCGGCCCCUACCACCACAGGAGCUGGAGCCGUCGGAAGCAGGCUGAGGUGACGGCCAAAUUGAAGUCGCGGUCAAGACCAAGAUCAAUGGGAAGAAGACAAAACGGGGACUACCGAAGUGUUUCCCUUCCAAGGCGUAAUCCUCAAAUCUUGCUUCGGGUUUGCGAGGUGUGCUACGGCUACGGGGCAAUCGGAUCUUUCGGGGAAAAUGCCAAAUUUCACGAGCAACCCAUACCGCAGACUACCGUGAUCCCGUGGAGCAAAAUUCGGUAA